CGCUCAGAGGGAGCCCAGCCAGCUCGGGCUGGUCCGGGCUGCGCUGGGCGGCCCGGAGGGAGCGCGUCCCGGGUCACGCCGGCGCCCGCGAGCGGAGCGCGGCGGGGAACGCGCCAUGGACCCCAAGGCGGGUAGCGGCGAGGAGGAUGACUGCGUGGACUCGGGCGCAGAGACCGGAGGGUCUGACUACAGCCACAUGUCCUCCACCAGCAGUGAGCUCUCCGUGGAGGAAGCGCAGGACCCCUUCUUGGUCAGCAUCCACAUAAUCGCAGACCCAGGGGAAUCCCGACCCCUGCAGGAGGCCAUCGACAAGGUCUUGGCUUGGAUCCACCCAGGCCUCCAGCUGUUCAGGGUCUCUGAAAGGAGGGCGUCCCGGCGGCGGAGGAAGGCCCCCAAGGUGGCGCAGCCAGCCCUGGCGGUGGUCCUCUUCCUGCAGGAGGAGUACGGCGAGGAGCAGAUCCUGCAGCUGCACCGCACGCUGCAGCGGCCGCCCUGGCGCCAUCACCACACGGAGCGCGUGCCUAGCGGGUUUCUGCCCUACCUGCCCUGCAGCCAGGAGUUCUUCACUCUGGCCCCCGGGACACCGCUGUGGGCCAUCCGGCCUGUGCACUACGGCAAGGAAAUCGUGCGCUUCACCAUCUACUGUCGCCAUGACAACUACGCCGACAUCCUCAAGUUCUACGAGCUGAUACUCAAGCGGAGCCCCAGCCAGAGGAAAACGGACUUCUGCAUCUUCCCCAUUUUCUCCAGUCUGGAUGUGGACAUCCAGUUCUCCCUGAAGAGACUGCCCUGUGACCAGACCCCGGUCGCCACUGAUUGCUCCGUGCUGGAGUUCCGAGUCAAGGACAUUGGCGAGCUGGUGCCUCUCUUGCCCAACCCCUGCAGGCCCAUCAGUGAGGGACGCUGGCAGACGGAGGACCACGAUGGGAACAAGAUCCUUCUGCAGGCACAGAGGGUACACAGGAAGUGCCCUAAACCCAGCAGAGCUCACCACGCCUCAGAGACCAAAGCUGGGUCCACGCCUUCUCCGAGUGCCGCUGCACAGAGCCGGACCCCUGGCAGCGGCCCGCAGCCCCCGAUGGACACUUCAGACCUGGGGCUCGGCCAGACAGGCCUGCCUACCCGGCAGCCGCAGGACUGUGCCAGACCAGCCGGCAGCCCUCCCAGCCUCCCCUGGUCUUUCCAGAGAAGCAAGUCCUUGUUUUGUUUGCCCACGGGACACCCCUCCCCGGCCUCCUCAGCUGAACCACGGUGGUUUGCAAACACAGACGGCCCGGGGCAGAGGGCGUCGGAGCGGAGGCACGGCCACCUCCUCUCCAUCGAUGACUUAGAGGGGGCCCAGGAGACGGACGUGGACACGGGGCUGCGGCUCUCCUCCUCCGACCUGUCCGUGGUCUCUGCAUACUCUGCACCCAGCAGGUUCUGCAGCCCCGCGGAAACACUGCUCCCCUCCGAAAGAGGCAGCAGCCUCUGGGCAGAGCGCAGGGCUUCCAGAGAAGGACCCCUGCCCGCUGGGGGCGGCGUGACCACAGAGGCCUCCUGGGCUGCCCUCCCUCGGUUCACCGAAGGGCCUUCCAGCUCCUCGGCCACAGCUGUCACCACUUCCCCAGCUUCCGACACCUCCUGGCUCCCAGAGUCACCCCCAGAACUCCCUUACGAUGCUCCUGACACCCAGCAGACUGGCAGAGGCGUCCUGCCACCCUCAGUGCUGGCCGGAGGCGGGGACAGUGACGCGGAGGAGGAAUUCUACAUCUGAACACACCCCACUCUUGUCUUUCAGACCCCAGGCUCAGGUGCCCCUGCCCCUCUGGGGUCUGCACGCCCCCCCGUGUGCUCAGCCCCGCUUCCCCAGGUCCCUCCGGAAUCUAAUUAUCUGUCUCACGGGGUCGUUAUCAUUAGCACAUUUGACACACCACCAUUCUUACCUGCGAGGUGGUGGGCUCAGUGGAAAAAUACUGGGAUUUUUAUGCAAAUAAAUUCUCAGCAAACUUAACGCAUAAGAUAUAUGUUUUGAAUACUCAGUUCCAUUUGAGAUAUGGUUUAGUGCACUUAUUUAAAUGCUUCAUAUAAUUAUUUGAAAUGGGAAGAAAACCUAGUCAGCUGGAGUUGAUUUCACAACGUUGAAUGUGAGAAAGAUACCAAGUGACUUGUAUGAGAGAUUAGUGCAUAUAAUUCCACCUUACUGGCUUCUCCAUAUCUGUUUACCUUACCAGGGAGCAGUGGCCCUGAGAAUUUCCAGGUACCGUUACAGUGAAAGGAGUCACUGUAGUGCAUUUAUAAUACGAUUUUGAGUUCCAAAAACUAGAUUUGCAUACAUCUUUCAAACACAUUCGCUGUAACAGCUGGGGGUCUACAGAAGACGCCGCUGCCUAGAUUUGUCUGGAUCAAUGAGGAGGAAUCGUUCUUGGAGUUACAGAAUAGUAGCUUAUUAGACAUAGUGGGUAGGUAUUCUUAAGUUGCUUCAAUUUUUAAAACCACAGUCCAAGGGCUAUAUACACACAGAUCUAUGUAAAUGACAGGAGCCACAUUUUACACUGCUUUCUCCAGUAAACAUGCAUCAUCACACACCCUUUUUCAUUUCUAAAUAAUUCAUAACAAUUUUGAAUUUGGCGUUUUGAUUGCACAGGUUAAUAAAUGCACUCCCCUCUUCUCCAAGCGGGAAGCUUCACACAAAACGCUGUCCUGAACCAACACUGCUGCACGCGUGCAUAGGAGCCUUAAUUAAAGCUGGAGCUCUAACCUGACCUUGGCCUUUCCUGCCAUUGCCUGCUUCUGUCACAGCGUGAACAGUAUUUAAAUCUCACCUCUCUCCCACUCCAGUAAGGGUAUGUUUACAAUUCCAGCCCCUACAGUGCCAAGUGCUGGCGUCGGGGACAACGCCGAGCUGUCCCUAGUUGCUGUAUACCUUUGGGGAAGAAGAGCACAGACUUGCCUCGCUUACGUCCCACCCUGGUACUCCCUGCCUGAAUGACUCACGGCCCAGUUUACACCUCUCUGGAAGCGCCCACACCAGCCCAGACACAGCUUCAGAAUCCUCUUCAACACCGUCCUCCUGGCAGCCGUUACCAGCUAUCAGACUCGAGCUGAAGCCUCAAGUCUUUGCCAUCCCUGUAAUGAGAACCUUACCUCCUACCCCGAACGUCCCGCAUAUUCCCGGACUCCGAAUUACAAUAUUCUGCUCUGAUUUAAGUAAAUAAAAAUAUGGUCUUCUAUAAUUCUAGACCGGGGUGAGCAAACUUUUUUUAAAGGGCUAAAUGAUAAAUACUUCCGGCUUUGCCAGCCAUACAGUCUCUGUCAUUAUAGUGUGAAAGCAGCCUGUGAUAUAUAAAUGAAUGGGAGCAGCUGAGUUCCAAGAAAACUUAUUUUACAAGAACGGGUGGAGGGUCGGAUUUGGCCUAAAGGUCGUAGUUUGCCAACCCUUGUGCUAGACUGACGUUGAUGUGAGAUCUCAGCCACAGUCAACGAUGAAGAACGAUAAAGAGGGUUGGGCUUCCCUGGUGGCGCGGUGGUCGAGAGUCCGCCUGCCGAUGCAGGGGACGCGGGGUCGCGCCCCGGUCCGGGAGGAUCCUUCGUGCAGCGGAGCGGCCGGGCCCGUGAGCCGUGGCCGCUGCGCCUGCGCGUCCGGAGCCUGCGCUCCGCAACGGGAGAGGCCACGGCAGUGAGAGGCCCGCGUACCGCAAAAAAAAAAAAAAAAAAGAACCAGAGGGUUGCUGCUGUGGUGCCCGAGACCAAGAAAAUACACUCUAGGGGCCACACUGGUGACUACAGAACCACAGGGCUCAGAGCAGCGUGGGGCUUCUUUCUGCAGAGGUGAUGCCUGGAAGGCCGCUGCCUGUCCACCUGCUGCCCGGAAAUGUGACUCACAGACGGUAGCUGAUGAUGCAAAACAACACGCUAAUCAGUCAGGGUGCUGACGCAGCCCCAAGGAGCAGGAGACAAGCUCAGGAUAGCAAAAGUCACUGAGGCAUCCACGAGGAGACCCACGGCCGGGUGAUGGCUCCUCCUGUCUUCACCCUUCAUCAGUGCCCUCAGUUCAGAAUAUUCACACACACCCCCUACGGAUGCUUCAGAGCACAGCUCUGGUGCGCUCUGCCCCCAUCCUUUCUCACCGACCCCUGCCUCAGCACAGUGUAGUCUACCAAACUGAGUGACCCCAAAAGAUGUCAGCGAACCCCUUCAAAAGCAGAAAAUGCAAGGUGCCCGCCGUAAUACAAGGGGAGAAGGGGAGAGAAGCCCACCGCAGACCACACUCAGAUGCUCCCCUCCUCACAGACGGCAGUCACUCUGAGGAGAGGGAGUCACGGAGACACUACCGACGGCGUCACUCCCUUUUCUGACCCACCGCUAGCAUUGUCCUCAUCCAGGAGGGCUCCUGAUACCCACUGGUAGAUCCUGACUCUUUUGGAUUAUUAUUGUGAUAGAUGCUGGCAUA
Messenger RNA from Physeter macrocephalus (sperm whale), 4432 nucleotides. RefSeq names its product family with sequence similarity 124 member A (gene FAM124A). The record is from RefSeq and is a predicted model, not a curated record. The coding region runs from base 116 to 1756 and encodes 546 amino acids. Lineage: Eukaryota; Metazoa; Chordata; Mammalia; Artiodactyla; Physeteridae. The transcript has 4 exons.